Messenger RNA from Caretta caretta (loggerhead turtle), 9621 nucleotides. NCBI's taxonomy places the organism in Eukaryota, Metazoa, Chordata, Testudines, Cheloniidae. The record is from RefSeq and is a predicted model, not a curated record.
UGCUGCCUGUGUGAGGAGGGAGGGAGGCCCUGAGGGAAAGAAGCUGCGGUUCGCCCUCCCUUCCCCAGGCAGCGCUACACUCACAUCGGCAGAGAGCUCGCUCGCUCGCCUGCCGCCUCCGCCCUGUCCUCCGGUUCACCCCCCCUUAGGAGCAGACCCCCCCACACUGCGUGUACGGGGCGUCCUGUGCCCCUUCCCGUGGGGUCCGCUGUAUUAGUGCCGCCCCCCAGCGGUUGUAGUUUGGGGGGGGGGCGCAGAGGAGUGUCCGGGGGGGGGGGGUUCGCCGCCUCCUCUCCGGCCCCCUCCCUCGGCCCAGACGCCGCAGUACGAUGUGGUCCGUGCGGCUGCGAGCGGCCCGGCUGCUGCUGCUGCUGCUGCCCGUGCGGCGGCUGCUGCGGGGGGACUGAAGGCAGCGAGCGCGCCUGUGCGUGCGAGGGGGGUCGUGGGGAGGCAGCGGCGAGCCCAGCCCGCGGGUCUCGCCUCAGCGCCCCUCUCGCCUUAUCUGGAAGGACGCGGCUGUUAUGUGAAGACCUUGUGUGGAUAGUAAUGACCGCACGUUUCCGAUUGCCUGCUGGCAGAACCUACAAUGUACGAGCGUCUGAGCUGGCACGAGACAGACAACAUACAGAGGUGGUCUGCAAUAUUCUUCUCCUGGAUAACACUGUACAAGCUUUCAGAGUUAAUAAAAACGAUCAGGGACAAGUUUUGUUGGAUAUAGUGUUCAAACAUCUCGAUUUGACAGAGAGGGAUUACUUUGGUUUACAGCUGGCUGACGAUUCCACUGAUAACCCAAGGUGGCUGGAUCCAAACAAACCAAUCAGGAAACAAUUAAAAAAAAUGCUUUUGUUAAUUCUAGGAGGAUCUCCUUACAGUUUGAACUUUAGAGUCAAAUUUUUUGUAAGUGACCCUAACAAGCUCCAGGAAGAAUAUACAAGGUACCAGUAUUUUCUGCAAAUUAAACAAGACAUUCUUACUGGAAGAUUGCCCUGUCCUUAUAAUACUGCUGCUCUUUUGGCUUCCUACGCUGUUCAGUCCGAAUUGGGAGACUACAACCAUUCAGAAAACUUGCCAGGCUACCUCUCAGACUACUCUUUCAUCCCUAGCCAGCCUCAAGACUUUGAAAAAGAAAUAGCAAAAUUACAUCAUCAGCAUAUAGGCUUGUCUCCUGCAGAAGCUGAGUUCAAUUAUCUCAAUACAGCACGUACCUUAGAACUCUAUGGAGUUGAAUUGCACUAUGCAAGAGAUCAAAGUAACAAUGAAAUUAUGAUUGGAGUGAUGUCAGGAGGAAUAUUAAUUUAUAAGAACAGGGUACGAAUGAACACCUUUCUGUGGUUGAAGAUUGUAAAAAUUUCUUUUAAGUGCAAACAGUUUUUUAUUCAACUUAGGAGAGACUUGCAUGAAUCUAGAGAAAUGUUACUGGGAUUCAAUAUGGUGAAUUACCGAGCAUGUAAGAAUUUGUGGAAAGCUUGUGUUGAGCAUCAUACAUUCUUCCGAUUGGACAGACCACUGCCGCCUCAGAAGAACUUUUUUGCACAUUAUUUUACUUUGGGUUCAAAGUUCCGGUACUGUGGGAGGACAGAGGUCCAGUCUGUGCAGUAUGGUAAAGAAAAAGCAAACAAAGACAGGGUAUUUGCCAGAUCCCCAAGUAAACCCUUGGCACGGAAAUUGAUGAGUGGGAUGGACUGGGAGGUAGUGAGUAGGAAUUCAUUGUCUGAUGACAGGUUAGAAACACAGAGCCUACCAUCACGAUCUCCACCUGGAACCCCAAAUCAUCGCAAUUCUGCAUUUACUCAAGAGGGAGCCCGUUUACGACCAUCUUCAGUUGGACAUUUAGUGGACCAUGUAGUUCACACCUCACCAAGUGAAGUUUUUGCAAAUCACAGAUCUCCAUCCUCCACCCAAGCUAAUAGCAUCAUUCUGGAAUCAUCACCAUCCCAAGAGACCCCUAUAGAUGGGCAGCCUCCUGCACUACCACCCAAACAAUCUAAAAAGAACAGUUGGAACCAAAUUCAUUAUUCACACUCCCAGCAAGAACUGGAUAACCAUAUUAAUGAAACGUUUGAUGUUCCCGCAUCGCCUGAAAAAUCCACACCCAAUGGUGGUGUUCCCCAUGACAAUCUUGUUUUGAUCAGAAUGAAACCAGAUGAAAAUGGAAGAUUUGGCUUCAAUGUAAAGGGAGGAUAUGACCAGAAGAUGCCUGUAAUUGUGUCCAGGGUAGCUCCAGGAACACCAGCUGACCUCUGUGUCCCUCGUUUGAAUGAAGGGGACCAGGUUGUAUUGAUAAAUGGCAGGGAUAUAGCGGAACAUACCCAUGAUCAAGUUGUCAUGUUUAUUAAAGAGAGCUGUGAGAGGCACUCAGGGGAACUUGUGCUCCUAGUACGACCCAAUGCUGUCUAUGAUGUGGUGGAAGAGAAGCUGGAGAGUGAGCCUGACUUCCAGUACAUCCCUGAGAAAUCCCCCCUGGAUGGUGUCCAUCAGGAUGAUGAUGCUCUGCGGGAAUCUAUGAUUCAACUAGCAGAGGGGCUUAUCACUGGAACUAUUCUGGCUCAGUUUGAUCAACUGUAUAGGAAGAAGCCUGGAAUGACAAUGUCUUGUGCCAAAUUACCUCAAAACAUUUCCAAAAAUAGAUAUAGAGACAUUUCGCCUUAUGAUGCUACACGGGUCAUUUUGAAGAGUAAUGAUGACUACAUCAAUGCAAAUUAUAUAAAUAUGGAAAUCUCUUCUUCCAGCAUAAUAAACCAGUACAUUGCUUGUCAGGGUCCAUUACCAAACACUUGUCCUGAUUUUUGGCAGAUGACAUGGGAACAAGGUUCAUCUAUGGUUGUAAUGUUGACCACUCAAGUUGAAAGGGGCAGAGUUAAGUGCCAUCAGUACUGGCCAGAGCCUACAGGAAGCUCAUCAUAUGGAAAUUUCCAGAUUACCUGCCAUUCAGAGGAAGGAAAUCCUGCUUAUGUCUUCAGAGAGAUGACACUGACUAACCUUGAGAAAAAUGAAACCCGUCAGCUCACCCAGAUCCAGUAUGUAGCAUGGCCUGAUCAUGGGGUUCCUGAUGAUUCCAGUGACUUCCUGGAUUUUGUGUGUCUUGUACGAAAAAAGAGGGCUGGCAGAGAAGAACCUGUUGUUGUUCAUUGCAGUGCCGGAAUUGGACGUACAGGGGUUCUUAUCACUAUGGAAACAGCAAUGUGUCUCAUUGAGUGCAAUCAGCCUGUUUAUCCAUUAGAUAUUGUGAGAACAAUGAGAGAUCAAAGGGCCAUGAUGAUCCAAACACCUAAUAAAACAGUCGGUGCUCCAUCAAGCUUACAGCCUGAUAGACAAAAUUUGGGAUGGUGUAGAGAUUAUUGAUGGGAAGAAUGACAGUUCCUGGUAGAAGUUUGUGAUGAAGUGGACAAAAAGUGGGAGACUGUUCCAGGCAAAUUGGUCGAUAUGAAUGAAGGUGCAAAGCCAAGAGCAAGUGAAAAAGAUGAAAGGAUCUAUAACAGAAAAGGACUGGGAGGAGUUUUCUGAGCAGGACGACGGACUAGGGAAAAAUGAGAACAGCACCUUAGCACAGUGAGAUUGAUUAGGGAAGUUGGAGUUGGAUCUGAUGUAGUAAAGAAACACUGCUGGAGGCAUUCAAUGAAGGGGGGAGUGGCAAGAGAUAAUUUUAAAUAGCAAUAUUUUGUUUAAACUGGAAUAGGGAGAGAUGAAUGAGAAGGCUGGAUAGGAGGAAGAGUAAUCGCAGUUGAACUCAUGGACAAAGGGUUUGAGCAUUGAAUAUAGUGAGGAAAGCAGAUUUUAAUUAUAUGUGAGAUUAAUAAGUCAUGAGUUAGCAAGAGGCUGCAUAUGGGAGAGGAGAGAAUUUAAAUGUCACUGAUAUUACAAGGCUGGAAGGUAAGAACAGUAGCAUUUGUCACUGGUGAUGGAGAAUGGACAUUGUGAGAGGGAUUAGGUGGAAAAGCAUUCAGUCUUGGGAGCGACUGAAUGGGGCCUUGUGGUAGGAGGUCAUUGUCCAUAAUGCUUCAAUCUUUGUCUUCUGUGAGGUCUGGCAUACCAAUGAGUGCAAAUACAGUGGCAGUUGUGUGGUGUGGACACCUGUCCACUAGAAAGUGAGCUGAAAGCAUUGUGUUUUUGCAAAGAUGAUGCAUCAACUGACCUGCACUUAUGAUCUGGGAACUGCAAAGAAAAGUGAAGUUGAUUAGUUUCUAAAGGUAUUGGGUUUCCCCUUUUCCUCCAGUACAAGUUUUCAAAAUGUGCAUGUAUUUCCUGAUAGUGUACUGUGAGCAAGCAGGCAUCCCUUUCACUCAGUACAGAAUGCAUAAACUGAAUUAGCAUCCAGAAUGCAUCCCCUUUCUGGGAUUUGCCUUCAUUACUCAAAUAAGAUAUAAACGUCAAUCUAAGCUUCCUCCUGUGCUUGCUUUGUUCCUAGCGUUUCCACCUGAAGGUCGCUUCUGUCCUAGCAUCUAGCUCCCUGUCUCCAGAGAGACAUGCCCAAAAACCUAUCCCAGUGUCCUUACAAGACACUGUGUCUCAUCAGAAAUUACUUUGUAACUUUAUACACUUUUCUAACAACCGUGGCAUGAAGACAAGUCAACAGAAGAGCUUUGUUUUGGGCGGUGGUUCCUAUGUAUAUUCCACUGUGGGUGCACAUGUGUUCCAUGCACCUAAGACCAGAAGAUUCUUGCUAGUAGUGUCCGUUGGCCUGUGCCUGUACCCCUCUCCUCAUGCUCCAAAUCAAAAGCGUACUGCACAGCAUGGACCAACCGUCUCUCUAUUUCUGUUCUACCACCUAUGGUCUGAGAUGGAAUUUUUUCAGUGUCCGCAGCGCUGGCAUAGCUUCCUCUGUGUCUAAUUAUAAACAGUGUUUAGAUCAGUUUUUAUAGUUAAGUGUAGUUUUUAGGAGUCAGGGCUGGGGAGCCUUCCUGUACCUCCAUAUGAGGUGAUUAGGAUGUCCAGGAUCCCAGGAUUCAAGAACUGCAUCUCCUGCUCUCUGGCCUUCCUAGUCAGCGACAACCACCUCUACUCACAUCCCAUUGAAGUGUGGCACUUGAGAUCCUUCUCUAGAUUGGAAUCUCCUGAACCUGCUCCAUCAAUGGAUACUUCAAGGCUUGUGCAGUCCUGUCCUCAGCAACCUCCUUGGUAUGACCAAUCCUGAAUUCCUCCCCCGCUUCCUUAUGAACAUCCUCCCACUGGCCAUAUUGGUACCCUUGGGCUGUAUACUGCCAACAGUUUUCCACGGUACCUAGUGCUCUUAGGGAAUGCCAUGGACAGCACUCCCAGAUUCCCUCUGUUCCCCCACAGCAAUUUCCAUUGCAAGAGGAGCAAGAAGCAAGGACUGAUAAGGAGGCUUCUCCUCAGAUGAAUAUUUCAUCAUCCUCUCUGAAUGGAGUAAUUAUGUCCCUUCCUUCUACUGUUAGAUUAUGUCAAACAAUUUCAGAACUUGAUGAAAAGGGCAGCAGAUACUUUUCAAAUACUGUCUGAAGACGACCAAGAGACGGCCUAAGUUGUUGAAUGUUCUUCAUGUACCGUCUUUUGCACAGGUGGUGCUUUCUGUAAAUGAGGUGGUAUUAGAAUCCGCAAAGACAAUUUGGCUGACUCCUGCCACUGAUCCCCCUCCCCCAACAGCUAAGAGAGCAGAGAAAAAGUAUGUUCUGGCUAAGGACUCAGAAUUUUUAUUUUCCAUCCAACCCCUAACUCCUUGGUCAUGGAUCCAGUAAAUGAAUGCAACAGGCAAUACCAUUGCAAGGUUACACAGUUUGAUAAGGACUUUUGGUCCCUUGAUCUCUUUGGUCAUAAAAGUUACUCACCUGCCACCCUGCAGUUCAGAAUUACUGAUCAUCAGGUGAUUCUUGCAAAAGGAUAACUGCAUUAACUAUUCAAAAUGUAAAGCAUAGGGAGCAAUUUUAGGCCCUCAUUGCAGAGGGACAUCUUCUAGUGAGGACAGCUUUACAAGCUUCUCUCAAUGCAGCUGACGCUCCAUCUCCACAGCUGUGGUCAUGCAUUAAGUUUCUUGGUUGCAGGACUCUGGUGAAAUCCAAAACACCACAGAGAACCUUGCCUUUGGUGGGCUUAAAUUAUUCAGCAAGUCCACGGAUGAGUCCCUGCAUUCUCUGAAGGAUUCCAGGGUGACCAUUCACUAGGCAUAGAUAGGCCUGCAAACAAGUCAGUUUCAGCCAUUUCAUAAAUCCUGAUCAGCUCAGUUUCCCAGCUACCAAAGGUGUUGGAGUCACUUAAAAAUAAAUUUAUAAUGCAGAGGGCAAACUACUGCAACCAUUGCACCUGGAUUCAACACAGCAUACAUCAUCUACAAAGCAUUCAUGUUGAUGCCUUAGUUGAGGGCCUCAAGCACCCCCAUGACCUGGAUCUGUUGCUGCACCAUCCUUCCCCAUCCUCCCACCCUUUGGGGAUCAUCUCUCCCAUUUCUGCAACAUAUGGGAGCAGAUGGUCUUUGAGGUUAUAACAUUGGGCUGUUCCAUCCAUUUUCACUCCAUACUCCCCCAUCCCUUUUCAGGGAUCCAUCUCAGAAACCUCUCCAGAGAUGAGGUUUUCUCCCUCAUCCACGUAGGAGCUGUGGAAUCAGUCCCCAGUGAGUACAGAGGAAAGGGAUUUUAUUCCAAGUACUUCCUGGUUCCCAAAAAGACAGGUGGAUGGAGGCCAAUACUAGAUUUCAGGAUGCUGAAUACCUUUGUCAGGGUACAGAGGUUCAAGAUGGUAACAUUGUAGCUAUCAUUCCAUGCCUGGAUCUGGAAGACUACUUGACCUUCAGGACACGUGCUUUGAUGUCACAAUAUAUCCCUAUCACAAGAGAUUCCUAUGCUUUGUUGUAAGUCAGGACACUUAUCAGUAUCAAAUCGUCCCUUUUGGACUCUCUACUGCCCUCAGAGUAUUUACUUCUCAAGCAUGUGGCAACAUGUACCUUUGUCACACUAUACACCCACUUACCACUGCUUUGUUUCCAAAACUGGCUCAGUUUUGCCCCCAACAGAGACACUCUGAACAAGUUGCUCUCUAUCUCCAGCCAUGUACCUGUCUCCCUCGACUGGUGAAAGAAUCUAGACAAGGUGUGCUUAGGAGUUCCCAUCAACCCCUCCCUCCCACUGUCACAGUAGUUUUGGAUGCAUCCCUCCUAAGGUGAGGAGUCCAUUUACAGUACUACACUUAUCCAGGGCAAAUAGUCCACCCAGGAUUCUACCCUUCAUAUCAACAUUCUGGAGUGCAGAGCCGUAAGAUAAGUUUGCCAGCACUUCCUUCCCAUGAUAGGUCAGUCCGUCUGCAAAAUGAAUGACAAUAGUGCCUGCUACAUACUACAUAAAUCGACAAAGGGGAAUGAGAUCCCAUUUCCUCAGCUCAAAGGCAGGUGAUGUAUGGAACCGAUGAGAAGCCCACCCCAGCAGAUUAUCACCAAAUCAACAAGAAGUGAUGCAAUUUUAGACUCGGUUUUGGUAAGUAGUAAGGACAUCACAGAAUAGAUAGUUGUAGGAAAUUACCUUGGAUUGAGUGAUCACAAGUUGAUUCAAUUUAAAUUAAGUGGAAGGAUAAUUAAAGGCAGGUCAUCAAAUAUGGUUUUGUAUUUCAAAAGGGCAGGUUUGGGGAAAGUAAGGGAAUUAGAUGAAGUCAGCUGUGCUGAAGAGCUCAAGGACUUAAAUGUGGAAGAUGCUUGGAAUUUCCUUCAAUUGACUAUACAAAAACUAUCUGAAGUUUGCAUCCCAAGCAAGAGGGAAAAACUUGUAGGGAAAGGCUCCAGGUCCAGCUGAGGGAAUAACUUAUCACAAAAAGGUUAUUAGGAGUAAGCAAAGAGGCUAUAGGAAAUGGAAAAAGGAAUUGAUCAGCAAAGAGAGCUCCCGUGUAGAGGUUAGAAAAUAUAGGAAUAAAGUGAGAAUUACUAAAAGUGAAGCUGAAUUAACUCUUGCCAAGGAAAUUAAAAUGAAUUAGAGGGGUUUUUUUUUAGAGAGAGUGAGAGAGAAAAAUAGGGAAGGAUGAGGCUGGGCCACUAUGCAGUGUGGAUGGGAAGGAAAUGAAAGAUAAUCUAGGUAUGGCCCAAAAACUAAAUGAAUACUUUGCCUCGGUGUUCACUAAGGAUGAUCAUAUGGAACAUAUGCAUGAAAGCAAAAGGGCUGACGGAAAUAGAUGCCUAGACAUGGAAAUUGCCACAUCUGAGGUGCAAGAAAAACUUAGAGCUUAAUGCACUCUAAUCAGGAGAACUGGAUAAUUUCCCAGGGUCUAAUCAUAAGAAUUUCUGCUACAAACUGGGGACUCAUCAGUGGAAAUGACAGAGGAGAGAGACUUGGAUGUGUGGGUUGAUCAAAAGAUGACUAUGAGCCACCAAUGUGAUUCGGCUGAGUAAAAAACAAAUGUGAUUCUAGGAUGUAUCAGAUGAUGCAUUUCCAGUAGGGAUAAAGAAGUAUUAAUGCCACUGUGUAAAGCACUGGUAAAACCUCAUUUGGAAUACUGUGUUCAAGUCAGGUCACCCAUGUUUAAAAAAAGAUUUAAUUUAAACUGGAAAAGGUGCAAAGAAGAGCUACUAGGAUGAUCGGGGAAUGGAGGACCUGUCUUAGGAGACUGGAAGAACUAGGUUUGCUUAGUAGCGCAAAAAAAAAAAAAAAGGGUGAGAAGGGGUAUGAUUGCUGUUGAUAAAUACAUCAGAAAGGUAAAUAGCACGAAGGGAUGAUGAGCUAUUUCAGCUGAAGGACAAUGUUGACACAACAAAUGGAUAUAAACUGGCCGUGAACAAAUUCAGGUUGGAAAUUAGAAGAAGUUUCUAUAACUGGGUUGUUUGUGAUGGUAGCGGGCAGGGCUCAGCCACCCUGGGGCCCACUUCUGGUUUCUGUCUUACAGUUGUAAAAACUUAUGCUUCGGAAUUUCAGUUGGCCACUAGCAGGAGUCAGGAAACGAUUUUCCCUUCUGCCAAUGUAUUUUGCUUUUGUUUUUAAUGUCCUUCCUCUGAAGCAUGGGGGAUGAUCACAACAGGAAAUGGGACAUGUUAGGAUAUAGAUAUUGAGACCUGUCUGUAAAGGCGUAUACUCUAAGAAUUUAGGUGUAUUCUUAUCACUUAGCUAGUUAUAGAGGUAUAAAAAGAAUCAAAAUCACUGUCUGCCGGUGUAAGGUCCUUCUCUUACUGUGACAGUCUGAGGCCCUGUUCUUAGGCUAAGGCCUUUGGCUAAGCAGCAGAGGGAGCCAUAAGCUGGGAAGCGAACGGUCACAUCCUCACAUUCCAAACUAGUCACAAUGACAGAAGGUGCUAUUGGGCUGUUAGGAAUACAGUCCUGUCCUGAUAAUGUCUAUCGCCUCCAGAGAAAGGGAAGUGCCUAGAAAAUGUAAAAGGAAACUUAGUUUGAUAGCAUCCUGCCUGGCAAGAACUCACUUAUCAAUAGCUGGGAUGUAAAAUCCUCACUUCUGUAUUGUUUUGUCAUUAUAGUUCCCACUUUGCUAUUGUUUAUUUGCAUGGUCUCUGGUUCUGUGAUUGUUUCUGUCUGCUGUAUAAUUAAUUUUGCUGGGUGUAAACUAAUUAAGGUGGUGGGAUAUAAUUGGUUACAUAAUCAUGUUAAAAUAUGUUAGGAUUGGUUAAAUUUCAGGGAAAUGGUUGGUUAAGGUAUAGCUAAGCAGAACUCAAGUUUUACUAUAUAGUCUGCAGUCAAUCAGGAAGUG